CAAGCCUCCACCAUGUCCAUCGCACACCCUAUGCGACAGCCCCUCCAUCUCGAUAUUUCCGCUUCUGUCUCCUCCCUCUACUCUGAACCCUCUUCCUCACCAGCCUCAACUUCCAUCAGAGCAAGUGUCGGGACAGACAGGACUUCACCAACAGAAAGUUUGGCCGACUUCGUGAUAUGCUCUGUUCUUUGCAUGUUUGACUUUGAGUCCUCUGACGAGGAUCACCUUCAAUUCCGCAAGAACGAAAUCCUCGAUGUCGUCAAACAGGAGGACACUGGCUGGUGGGCUGCGAUGAGAAGGGGUGGAGACCAGAUUGGCUGGAUUCCUCAAGCUUUCGUCAGUCCUCUUACAGAGGAAAUGACGGAGAAGCUCUUGAAUGUCCGCGAAGAGCUCCGGGUCUACGAAUACAGCGCUGAGCAGCUUUACAACGCUGCGCCGACUACCACGAAUAAUAGCUGGUAUGACAUAGACCCAUCUCCUCUCCCCUCUCCGGCGUUUGGCAAUGGAUUACGAAGUCCUGGCUUCCCUCUCUCUCCCGGUCGACUUCCACCGCCUUCGCCAAUCGCUCCGAUGCCCCAGCCCCCAUUACGCACUGCUCCAAUAUAUGACAAACCUACCCCUCCCACUCCGGACAGCAACGGUUUUCCUCCCGACCGCUCAGAAAACGUUUCUGGCGGCCGAGGAAAUCGACGGCAACCCAUACACGUGCAAGACCAUGCUGCAUUAUCGCGCUUGUCGACACUGAUUGAGUCAACCAACAUCCGUGACUCGCCUGGCAGCCCUGACGAAGCCAAGCGGCGUAAAAUUUCCAAUAUCACGGGCCUCAAGGAGAAUGUCCCGUCAUAUCUGCUCCCCACCUACGCAGAUCAACUCAAGGCUGAUGCGGAUGGUGUAGUCAAAGCGGGUUCGCUCGUUGCUCUUGUCGAAAAACUGGCCUCAAUGCCGUUGACGAAAGACCCGAUCAAACUUGCACAUGAUAAAGCCUUCAAGAAUAUUUUCCUCACGACUUUCCGCACAUUUACAACAGCCAAUCAGUUUUUCGAUCUACUGGUAGCUCGGUAUCAAAUGGGCCGACCAGAGGGCCUAACAGACGAGCAAGCCGAAGAGUGGCGCGAGAAGAUGCAAAUGCCAACGCAAAGACGGAUACUUACACUAUUCACGAUGUGGCUCCAAGAUCACCGUUUACUGGAGGAGGAGCCGCAUAUCGCCCAGCGACUAACCGACUUCUUGACUCAAAUCACACAACCCCCGCCGCUUGCACUUACCGCCAAACUGAUCAUCCAUAGUAUCGAAGAUCUAACCUUUGCCAACCCCUCAGAAAUGUCGCCAACGGUACCGCCACGAAAACGACGCAAGUCCAAGAAUCACAAGAACGAACUGUUACGAUUCGACCCAGGCGACAUCGCAGAGCAACUCGCACUGCUUGAGUUCAAGCUGUACGCCAAGCUGACUUCGCAAGAAUGCAUCGCAUACUCCAAAAUUCAAUCGGGUAGUAAAGUCCAGCGGUUAACGACCUUUUGCUCGACACACGACAAGCUUGCUGCGUGGGUCAAAACGAGUAUCCUAACCAAUGAAGCGCUGGGAAAGCGCGCGGAUACGGUUGAUUUCUGGAUCAAGGUUGCGGAGAAAUGUCGCAACCUGAAUAACUUUGCGUCGAUGAGCGCCGUGAUCAACGCGCUUUCGAGCACGGUCAUUAGCCGGUUACAUUUGACCUGGGCCCAUGUCGGCCGAAAAGCGGUCUUGGAGGGCCUCGUCAAAUAUAACGACCCGACAGGCGGAUUUUCCGGUUAUCGCUCCUUACUCGCUGGUGCAGAUGGCCCAACGGUGCCGUUUAUCGGCAUGUAUCUCACAGACAUUGUCCACAUCGCCGACCAGUUUAGCGAUAAGGAGCUUCCAGAGCUCCAAGGCCAGAAGGAAAUAGUGUUCUUGCAGCGUCAGCGGUGGUAUGAGGUUGUCCAGGUGAUGUUGAAGGCGCAACAGAAGCCAUACCUCAUUGCGGAGAGCGAAAGCACGAUGAACUUUAUAUGGGGUCAUUUGAGGAUGGACAGCUUGAAGGACCAGACUUGGUUUUGGGAGAAGAGCCAGGAAGUCCAGCAGUCGGAGUUGGCCCAUGCUGAUAUUCGUAAAGGUCUUGAAGCAGCUGGCUUUUAA
Mycena indigotica is the source of this 2151-nucleotide messenger RNA. RefSeq lists its product as uncharacterized. The transcript is spliced from 5 exons. The record is from RefSeq and is a predicted model, not a curated record. Gene Ontology annotation, cellular component: plasma membrane. Gene Ontology annotation, biological process: positive regulation of GTPase activity; Ras protein signal transduction. NCBI's taxonomy places the organism in Eukaryota, Fungi, Basidiomycota, Agaricomycetes, Agaricales, Mycenaceae. Gene Ontology annotation, molecular function: protein binding; guanyl-nucleotide exchange factor activity. Bases 13 to 2151 code for a protein of 712 amino acids.